AAAAUCAAUCUCAGUCUUGAGUUACCGUAUUGUCGUAACGUGCUGCACAAUUUUGCUCUUUUAAAAAUGACCACAGAUCUGAAAUCUUCAAACGAAGAUGUGGCAAAAAGUUCAUCAAAAAAUAAAAAUGUGUGUGCCAAAUAUGUACCGGUACUGAAUUGGUUACCCAAGUAUACAAAAUUUCAAGCCGUUUCAGAUUUCGUUGCUGGAAUCACGAUAGGACUAACGAUGAUUCCACAAAGUAUUAGUUACGCCGCACUUGCCGGGCUAUCAUCUCAGUAUGGACUUUACUCGUCUUUUGUGGGAGGCUUCAUUUAUGUCCUUCUUGGCAAUAUCAGAGAAGUAUCAAUUGGACCAACAUCUCUUAUGGCAAUUUUGGUCCUAGAAUUCACAAAAGAUAUGCCUGUGGAUUUUGUAAUACUCUUAGGAUUUUUGGCAGGAUGUGUUGAAUUAACUAUGGGACUACUUAAUUUAGGAUUUUUAGUGGAUUUCAUAUCAAUACCUGUAACUUCUGGAUUUACUUCAGCCACCUCGGUUAUCAUAAUUGUGAAUCAAUUACAACUGUUGCUAGGUAUAAAAUAUAAGGCUAAGAAUCUUCUGGAUAAUAUUUUUAAAUUAUUUCUAAAUUUUGGAAAUUUGCGAGUAACCGAUACAAUUCUGGGCAUAUCCUGCAUUAUAUUGCUUUUGAUUUUCAGAAAACUGAAAGACAUUGAAUGGAAGACUAAAAGCACUACUAGAAAUUACCUAUUCAAAAGAAUAUUUUGGUUUCUUUCUAUUGGCCGAAAUACUAUAAUCGUUUUGACAACAACAAUUUUAACAUACCGCUUACAUUUCGCAGGACAUCGGCCAUUUAUUCUCUCAGGCGAGGUCAAAUCAGGAUUACCCUCCCUCCAACUACCUCCUUUUUCUGCACAAUCUGGCAAUCAGACAUACACAUUCCUGGAUAUGUGUUCUCAUUUGGGAUCAGGAAUUAUUUUCGUUCCACUCGUUGCAGUUCUAACAAAUGUAGCUAUAGCUAAAACUUUCGCGAGCGGUGCAUUGGUUGAUUCCUCACAGGAAAUGAGAACUCUCGGAAUUUGCAACAUACUGGGGAGUUUUGUAUUCUCUAUGCCAACUUGUGGAGCAUUUACGAGGAGCGCAGUAAGCAGUGCCAGUGGUAUUCAAACCCCUUUAGCUGGUAUUUACUCAGGUACCGUGACUCUCUUAGCACUUAGUUUCUUGACACCCUAUUUUUAUUACAUUCCGCAAUCGACUCUCGCAGCAGUACUGAUAAGUGCAGUCGUUUUCAUGAUCGACUACAAAAUAAUCACCAUGCUUUGGAAGGGAAGCAGGCGUGAUGCUAUAGCAACAAUCUGCACGUUUACAAUAAGCCUGAUUUUCAAUGUAGAAACUGGCUUGCUUUUUGGUACCGUUCUUAACUUGAUUUAUCUAUUAAAUCUAUCUGCCAGGCCAAAAAUUAUCGUAAUGGAGUGUCAGACACACUUGGGAGACACGUAUCUAUUAAUAAAACCCGAUAUUGGGCUAUAUUACCCAGCAGCUGACUUUCUGACUAAAAAGGUAUCAGAACUUGCCGAAAACCACUCAAACCACGAUAUGCCAUUAAUUAUUGACUGUCAGCGAUUCAAAGGGGUUGAUUAUACAGCUGUUAAGGGAGUUGAGAGACUUUUAAUAGAAUUUAAGGAGAAGCAUAGGAAACUUUGGUUUUUAAAUGUCAGCCCAUCUAUAAAGAAAGCUAUUGGCAUCCUUGGUGAAAUCAAAUCCUUUCCAAUAAUCCAUAACGAAGAAAAUAUCGUCGAAUAUUUCCAGGAUAUACGAGAUACGCCGGAAAUAAGUAGAAGCAUUACAGUCCCUCUAUUCAAUGAAUUGGAAGAAAAAAGUGACUCCAAAGAAACCAAUUAUGAUGGAAUCAAAGAUGAAAGCACGUCGCUUCCAGAAGAAAGUUUGUCAUUGAUUACAGAGGACACUGUUGGUAUCGCUACUGAUAAUUCUCCUCCGUUUAAUACUCAAUCACGAGACGAAAAUCAUGAAACGGAAUCGAGUCGUCUGUAAAAUUAAAAAAAUAUUGUCAAUAAAUGUUAGUUAAUUUA
Molecule: messenger RNA, 2087 nt
Organism: Belonocnema kinseyi
Lineage: Eukaryota; Metazoa; Arthropoda; Insecta; Hymenoptera; Cynipidae
Product: sodium-independent sulfate anion transporter-like
Exons: 11
Coding region: 67-2049 (660 amino acids)
Biological process (GO): transmembrane transport
Cellular component (GO): membrane
Molecular function (GO): sulfate transmembrane transporter activity
Source: RefSeq, a predicted model, not a curated record